Molecule: messenger RNA, 2454 nt
Organism: Arabis nemorensis
Lineage: Eukaryota; Viridiplantae; Streptophyta; Magnoliopsida; Brassicales; Brassicaceae
Source: the annotation of a GenBank genome assembly
AUGCUGAGCAAAUCGUGCGGUGCUUCAAGAAAGCUCAAGAGGUUGAGUUUGCGAUGCUCUUUCGUUGCGGAUGCAGGAGCUUUAUCGCUAAUCAAUGGUCUCAAAAACCACGUGAUAUUGAAUCUGGCACACUGUAUAUUCCCACACCUCAAUUUGCUGCUUGGUGACCUGGUUAUCAUGGACACGGUACCUAAUGACACUCUUGUACAAGCCGCCACUCAAAAGCUUGAUAAAUUCAUCAAAUGUUCAGUGGAUUGCAGCUUCUGCAAAGGUUGGACUGGUAGGUUUACUUUAUUAUCAAAAGGGCUUUUGGUAAUUGUAAGCAAGAGAAAGCUUCAGAUGAAGAGAAAGUGUAGGAUUUGGUUUCCUAAGCAAUUUGCAUCAACCGAUGAUUUGACUCAAUCUCUAUUGUUUGGGUGGUUCGUAUGCCAUUCCUCUUCUUGUCUCGACGUUGUUGUAGCCUUCCUCUCCGAGGAAAGCUCCUUCUCCAAUGGCGGAUCUAUGCGCCUCAAAGACCUACUUCAUGAAACAAACGAGAAGAUGCCUUCAUCUUUGCGAGAUAAGGCAACGUUUACGCUUCUUGGUCGUUAUGGUAUAUGCCUUAAUGCUAAUGGAAACUCAUCUAAGAUUACAAGUAAAGCCAGAGCUUGUGGUAGCUUGAGAUGUGGUUGUUGUCAUAAGGUCGAUGGCUUAUUAGAGGGUUUCAGGACUGAUUCUGUGAGCAGUCACUGGAUUCAUAUGGUGCACGAUUCUUCGGUUAUGGAAUUCGAUUCGAGUUUUAGGUUGCAUCAUAUACAUUGGAAUGGGGAGAUUGUGUCUCAGUGUGAUGUACACGUUAUACUCUAUGACACUCCGGUGUUUGGUUCUCACCAUUUCUCGUUAAGCUUUUGGAAUUUUUCUCCUCAGACAAAAGCUCCUCUUAAGAAACCCAAGUGGGUUGAUGAUCUUCACAAGAGGCAACCUUUGAAUGAAAUGGAAACUGUGAUUCUUUCCAUAAACUGCGCCUCGGCUGCAAAGAUUGCUUAUAAGAAGAUAUCGAUGCAGCUGGUGAAGUCUUCUCGGAAGUUCUCCAUUAGUUACUUGAUCUCUUCUUUGACGUGGUGGUUACUCGCCACAAUUUUAGGCUCUUUAUCAAGCCUAUAUUAUAGCUUUAUCCAGUUCUUCUACGUACUUCCAAGUUUUCAAAUUUUCUCAUGGGUACAUAUAGCAUCAAGGAGAGUACUCAAGAAUACAUGGAUUAACUUCAGAGUUCGCAGUUGUCAGAUCUUAUAUUGGCCAAUCUUCAUUCAAGAGAAUGACAUGACGUCCAUAUCUUGUGUAGAACAUGCAGAGAAAGCUGCACUGCAAAGACAUUCUACGUGGUCGGCCAUGGCUGUUGAUCUUGUUUUGGGGAACUUGAUUGGUCUAGGUCUAUUGUUUAACAUCGGAUCUGUCUGCUCGUGGAUAUUCAAAUUUGCAAAGGGGUUUACGAAUGAUAUUCUGCGAUCCGGUUGUGUGUGGCUGAUGGGAGUCCCAGCAGGUUUUAAGUUAAACACAGAAUUGGCUGGAGUUUUAGGCAUGGUAUCUCUUAAUGUAAUCCAGAUAUGGUCUACUCUCUGGUUCUUCAUGGCUUCUUUCAUAUUUUAUUUGAUAAGAGCAAUUGCCAUAUUGGGAAUUACUUUUGGUGCAACAGUGUCUGCUGCAUUUGUCAUAGAUGUAAUUACUUUUGCAACACUUCAUAUAACGGCUCUUCAUUGGGCAAUCACACUUGUGUACUCUCACCAAAUUCAAGCCUUAGCAGCUUUGUGGAGGCUUUUCAGAGGGCGAAAAUUGAAUCCUCUACGUCAAAGAUUGGACAGCUAUGGUUACACUGUGAAGCAACAUGUAGUGGGAUCUCUUCUGUUCACUCCACUGCUGCUUCUCUUGCCAACAACCUCAGUUUUCUACAUCUUUUUUACCAUUACGAGCACGACAAUCAACUCCAUAUGUAUGCUGAUUGAAUUCGCCAUCUCUGUCAUCCAUGCAACACCAUAUGCCGAGAUUAUGAUUUGGCUUGUCAGGCGUAAAAGAUUCCCUUCUGGUGUGUGGUUUGAAAUUGAAUACAGUGGAGAUAAUGUCCUCAAUUCUUUGAAUGAUGGUUUUGAAGACAGAAGCAGUACAGUAUCCAAAAGUCUACGAGAAGAACAUGUUAUUCCUGAGAAGAAAUCAUCUCUAAUGGUUUCCAAUCUCCGCAGCAAUUUUCUAAGCAUGGGACAGAUUCUUUUACCGCAUUAUACAACAAUAUUUUCAGGAAUAUCAGCUUCUUCUCUGAUUACAUCAGCUCGCGGAGUCCUCAGUGGUAAAAGAAUGCCAUCAAAACUGGGCCUUGAUCUCCCUCCUCCAAGGCCAUGGAGGCAUAUUCCAUUGAGAGAGUACUGGAUAUUAUGCCGUAAUUCAAUCAUCUCAUCCGCGGAAAAUGGUGAAUUCUCCAAUUGA